Messenger RNA from Scatophagus argus, 2321 nucleotides. RefSeq names its product contactin-5-like. NCBI's taxonomy places the organism in Eukaryota, Metazoa, Chordata, Actinopteri, Scatophagidae. The record is from RefSeq and is a predicted model, not a curated record. The coding region runs from base 119 to 1951 and encodes 610 amino acids. The transcript has 10 exons.
GUCCUCUGUGUCUCUGAAGGAAACUGCUGUUGAUUCUUUCAGAAACACAGCAGUUGGACUGAGGUCACUCAUUUAAUUCAAUCAACUUUCUGAUUAGAAGUUGAAGACGACGACCACCAUGUUGUUGGCACAAGCUGGAUGUGUUUUCAUGGGCUUCAUCCUGUACAUUUCAGGGGUUCAGGGACAAACAAGCAGCAUCUGUGCAUUAAAAGGUUCAUCAGUGGAUCUGACCUGCUCACCUCAACAUCCCACUUCACCCAUGAAAUGGUACACUGUACACUGGAAUGGAUCUGCAUAUGUUCAGAAUGAACUCACUGCAGAUGGAAAUCGUGUAACGUACAACAUGUCUGAAGAGAAUCACCCAACUCUAACAAUCAAAGAUGUUAGAGAAAGUGAUCAAAACAGUUAUUGCUUCAGAGAGGAAACCCAGCCAACCCGCUGCUGGUACGAUGAGAUUCAGCUUCGUGUUGCAGAGCUGCAGGUGAAGGUGAUUCCCACCACAGAGGGACACACAGUAACACUGAUGUGUAGCACCAGCUGUCCUCUGACUGGAAACCCUGCAGCCUACAUGUGGUACAAGAACAGAGAGUUUCUCUAUCAGGACUGGUCUCCCUGGUACCAACAGCUGGUCAGCAGUGAGGAAGCAGUCAGAUACUCCUGUGCUAUCAAAGGCUACGAGGAUCUCAGAGCCCCUGAAGUCUCAGUGGAUUCUGUCACAUCAAGCUGCUUUAAGGUGACCUAUGCUGGAGGCACAAUGUGUUCUUCUCAGCAGACAUCAGUGGAUGAGCCCUGCUCCAUCACAUAUCCAACAGACAUACAUGUUCAGAGGAGUCCUGCAGCCAUAUCAGACCACGUCAGACUGACUUGUAACACCAGCUGUCCUCUCACUGCCUUCAUAUGGUAUAAGAACAGACUCUUACAAAGACUCUCUGAGAAAUCCCAAAUUUUGGUUCCCAACUCCUCUGCUGACAGCUUCUCCUGUGCUGUAAAAGGCCACGAAGAUCUGCUCUCCACUGCAGUCUGUGUUGUGGACAACAACUGCUGGACUGUGAAUUAUGUGAGCAGGAGAAUCUGCGCUCUGAGAGGCUCUUCAGUCAACAUUUCAAGUGAAUAUUCUCAUCCCAACUACCUGCAACCCAAGUCUAAAUCCUGGUAUAAAAUAAAGAGAAGUGCGACAGAAGGAGAUGAAGAGCAGAUGAAGGCUGCAGGUCGAGUCAGUUACCACGACAACAUGAAGAACCUCCACAUCCUGACAAUCACUAACCUGACUGAGAAUGACUCAGCAGAAUACACAUUCAGCCUCCAGAAAGAUGAGAGCGGAUGGACACAGUGUGAUUUUCCAGUGACUUUGGUUGUCACAGGUGUGAAAGUGGACUUCAGUCCUUCUGCAGUGGUGACAGAAGGUCAGAGAGUCACACUGACCUGCAGUACCAGCUGUCCUCUGACUGACGACACAAACUACAUCUGGUACCUGAACAGUCGACCUCUGACCCUGCCACAGGACCAAAGCAAACACCUGCUUCUAGACCCAGUCAGCAGGCAGCAUGCAGGAAACUACUCCUGUGCUGUCAAAACCCUCCAGAUCAUCAGCUCUCAUGAAAACACUCUCACUGUCCAAAGUGUAGCAGGAAACUGGACGACAGCAGCAGCAGCAGCAGCUGCAGGAGUCGGUGCUGCUCUCCUGGUUUUAACAACCUCUGCUGUUUUCUGGUGGAUUAGAAAAAAGAGAAAGUCCAGCCAAUCUUCAAGAACUGAAACCUCAGCCAACCUGCAGCAGUUAAACUCUGGCCCUGUGUAUGAUGAAAUCUCAGCUCGACCAACAGAGCAGGAUGAGCUUCACUACAGCAAAAUCCACUUUCCUCAGAAGCACACAGAUGGUUUCUACAGCACAGGCCAGCCACAUCAGUCCCAAGAAGACGAGCAUGUCUCCUAUGCUGUUGUCAGCUUUUGACCCAACACGGUCCCUGAGUGCUCCAGUCGGUGAGCUUAUCUGCACCAUCUUACCGUGAAUGAGCAGACAGCACGUCGUGGACACUUCAGGAUCACAGUUGUUUCCUGUCUGAGGAAGUGAAAACAGGACCUUUUAUUUACUCUGACGAAUCCAUGGUCCAGACUGUUAAACCACAAGACUUUCUGUGCAUAUUUUCAUGGUGUCAAAAUGCAAGAACUGAAACAACAUACUUUACUUUUUUCAACAUAUGCCGCUUCUGUGAAACUUAACAAAGAUUAAAUUCAUCAAAGUUGCAAUGAAAACGUACCUCAAAACUAUUCGUUAGCCUGCAGAAUACAAACCUGCAUAAUAAAAGACUCAUACAAACCGU